Molecule: messenger RNA, 2322 nt
Organism: Helobdella robusta
Lineage: Eukaryota; Metazoa; Annelida; Clitellata; Rhynchobdellida; Glossiphoniidae
Exons: 20
Coding region: 1-2322 (773 amino acids)
Molecular function (GO): arylesterase activity; protein binding
Source: RefSeq, a predicted model, not a curated record
AUGAAAGAGUUCGGCUCAGAAGACAUAAAGUUGCUACCUGGUGGGAAGGCAUUCGUAUCGUCCGGUUUCAAGUUGUCGAACGAUGGACGAAAGAAUUCGGUUGGUGGAAUAUACUUGUUCGAUUUCAACAAACCCAGCGAGAAACCUCUGAACCUUCUGAUGGUGGAUGAACGUGGCCAGCAGUUGCCCAUCACCCCACACGGGUUGUCCUUCUGGACGGAUGCAGCUUCAGGGGUGACGUACUUAUAUGUGGUGAACCACCACAACGGCGUGGAAAGCAUUGAAAAGUUCAGGUAUCACCCAGAAGAAAAGAAGCUUGUUCGAGUUAAACAAUUCAAAGAUGAAACAUUCCAUGUGUUGAACAGCAUUCAUUUGGUUGGAGAGGAUCAGUUUUAUUUCACUAACUAUCUCUUCUUCAAUGCCUACUUCGAAUUAUUUUUCGGAUUGGAAUGGGGAAGUGUCGGUUACUUCAACGGGGAGCACGGGGAACUCGUCGUCAAAGGCUUAAACAUUCCAAACGGUGUCAUCAUGUGGAAGAACCAUCUCGUCGUUGCGCUAAGUGGAUCUGAUGAGUUGAAUGUUUACUCCGUAGCAAAAGAUCAUCAACUAAAUUUAGAACGCACAAUCCCAGUAAAGACCUCCGUGGACAACUUGAGUGUUCAUCCGGAACAUGAUGAUUUGAUACUCGGGUGUCAUCCAUCCCCAUUCAAAUUUCCCUUUCAUUCUCGUAAUCCGGAUGCAUAUUUAUCUCCGUCUCAAGUUUUACGUGUAAAUGACAAAAGUGAAGUGACAGAAAUCUACAGCAACGAUGGCAGUGAGCUAUCGGCGUCAACAGUGGCGGUCCUCUACAAGGAUGCCAUGCUCAUCGGGUCGGCAUACACCAAGCUGCUCUAUUGCCAAGACAAAACUUUACCACAGUACAACGUAACACAACUUUACACAACACAAUGUGACACAAAAUCCUACAAUACAGCAUAUCACCACACAACUUCGUCACAACAUUACACGACACUCCAUCACACUUACACGAGAUGGAACGGAAAGAGCAGCGACAUCAGAGAUCCGUGCCUCGGAAGGAAUUGCAGUUUCGGAGCGAAAUGUGUGGCCUCCCUCGACGGCAUGUCGGCCAGAUGUCAGUGUCGCGAGGUGUGUUACAACUACGGAGACAGUGAGGGGAGCACGCCGAUCUGUGGAAGCGACGGAGUCGACUACGCGAACACGUGCGAGAUGGAGAGGACCGCCUGCCGCGACAUGAAGGACGUCAAGAAGAAGUUUGACGGCAAAUGCGAUCCGUGCAGAGAAAUAAAAUGUCCAAUCAGUCAGGUCUGCAAGUUAGACAGCAAGCGGCAACCCGUAUGCAGAUGUUUCAAUCCCUGUCCCAACAACUACUCACCUGUCUGUGCAAACAACGGCAAAACUUAUGUAAACAAAUGCUUUAUGGAUCUCGAUGCCUGCAAGCUCUCCAAAAAUCUUGUUGUUAUUUCCAAAGAGAAUUGUUCCUAUGAAAACAGCCUCUGCGACAAGAAAAAGGAAUGCGACUAUUACGCCGAUUGUUACAACACUCCGAAAGGUCUGACGAAAUGCAUAUGCCCUGAAUGGUGCGACAAAAUCGUGAAGCCGGUCUGUGGUAGCGACGGCCUAACUUACGACAACAUUUGCGAGAUGAAGAGACGAUCGUGUCUCUCGAAACAUUGGAUAAGAUUAGUUGAAUAUGGAAUGUGCAGCAAAGAUUCUGAAAACAAUUACAGAGAUUUAGGUCUCUUAACGAAUUACUGCGAGCAGUUUGGUUGUCAACCAGGAGCGGAGUGCGUCGUUGGUGAAGAUGGUGUCGAGUGCUUCUGCGCCAAUUGUUCAUCUCACGUGACCGAUGAAGUGUGCGGGACAGAUGGGAGGUCGUACAGAAAUGUUUGCGAGAUGAAAAAGUACUCCUGUGUGAAUAAGAAGACUGUUCACGUUGGACAUGCGGGGCCGUGUGGUCAGAACCUGAAUUGCAAGCAGAGCAAGUUCGGAUGCUGUUCUGAUGAUGGAAGAUUUGAAUCUCAAGGUCCCAAUGAAGAAGGAUGCCCUAAUGUAAAAAUUGGAAAAUAUAAAGUCAAAUAUGAACCCAAGUGGAAUGGGCUGGCGUCCAUACAGUUAGACAUUUUCUUGUUUCAUGAGCAGUGCCAGUGCAACACGUUCGGAUCGGUUGGAGCCCAAUGUGGGGCUGCGACCCACGCGUGCUCAUGCAAGCCGGGUGUUGGUGGCAUCCGGUGUGACAGGUGCGUGCCAACCUACUGGGGGUUCUCAGGCAUUCUCGACGCCCAAGAUGGCUGCUUACGUUAA